Phyllostomus hastatus (greater spear-nosed bat) is the source of this 3191-nucleotide messenger RNA. It is a transcript of the gene DUSP7, whose product is annotated as dual specificity phosphatase 7. The transcript has 3 exons. Gene Ontology annotation, biological process: negative regulation of MAPK cascade; protein dephosphorylation. Gene Ontology annotation, molecular function: protein tyrosine/threonine phosphatase activity; MAP kinase tyrosine/serine/threonine phosphatase activity. The record is from RefSeq and is a predicted model, not a curated record. Gene Ontology annotation, cellular component: cytosol; cytoplasm. The coding region runs from base 199 to 1452 and encodes 417 amino acids. NCBI's taxonomy places the organism in Eukaryota, Metazoa, Chordata, Mammalia, Chiroptera, Phyllostomidae.
CGAGCCGCCGUUUAAUUGGGGCUGUCAGGCCGCGGCGCGCGCGGAGGGCCGGGCGGGACGGAGGCCGGGAGGCCGGGGCGGCGGGUACGCAGCUCGGCGGGAGGCGGGCGCCCGGAGACGCGGCUGGGGCCCGCGCGGCCGGGGCGCUGUCCCUGGGCAGGGCUGCCCGGCCCCGGCCCCGGGCCACCCGCACUCCCCAUGAAAAACCAGCUCCGCGGCCCCCCAGCGCGGGCGCACAUGUCGGCCUCCGGGACGUCGGCGACUGGGGACACCGGGGCGGGGUCGGAGCCCGGUGCGGGGUCCGGCGCGGGCACCGGGGCAGGCGCAACGACGGGUGCGGGGGCUAUGCCUUGCAAGAGCGCCGAGUGGCUGCAGGAGGAGCUGGAGGCGCGGGGCGGCGCGUCCCUGCUGCUGCUCGACUGCCGGCCGCACGAGCUCUUCGAGUCGUCGCACAUCGAGACGGCCAUCAACCUGGCCAUCCCGGGCCUCAUGCUGCGCCGCCUGCGCAAGGGCAACCUGCCCAUCCGCUCCAUCAUCCCUAACCACGCCGACAAGGAGCGCUUCGCCACGCGCUGCAAGGCGGCCACCGUGCUGCUCUACGACGAGGCCACGGCCGAGUGGCAACCAGAGCCCGGCGCUCCCGCCUCUGUGCUUGGCCUGCUCCUGCAAAAGCUGCGCGACGACGGCUGCCAGGCCUACUACCUCCAAGGUGGUUUCAACAAGUUCCAGACAGAGUACUCCGAGCACUGCGAGACCAACGUGGACAGCUCGUCCUCGCCCAGCAGCUCGCCGCCCACCUCCGUGCUCGGCCUGGGGGGCCUGCGCAUCAGCUCCGACUGCUCGGACGGCGAGUCCGACCGAGAGCUGCCCAGCAGCGCCACCGAGUCCGACGGCAGCCCCGUGCCGUCCAGCCAGCCGGCCUUCCCCGUCCAGAUCCUGCCCUACCUCUACCUCGGCUGCGCCAAGGACUCCACCAACCUGGACGUGCUGGGCAAGUACGGCAUCAAGUACAUCCUCAACGUCACGCCCAACCUGCCCAACGCCUUCGAGCACGGGGGCGAGUUCACCUACAAGCAGAUCCCCAUCUCUGACCACUGGAGCCAGAACCUCUCCCAGUUCUUCCCCGAGGCCAUCAGCUUCAUCGACGAGGCGCGCUCCAAGAAGUGUGGCGUCCUGGUGCACUGCCUGGCGGGCAUCAGCCGCUCGGUGACCGUCACGGUGGCCUACCUGAUGCAGAAGAUGAACCUGUCGCUCAACGACGCCUACGACUUCGUCAAGAGGAAAAAGUCCAACAUCUCACCCAACUUCAACUUCAUGGGGCAGCUGCUGGACUUCGAGCGGACGCUGGGGCUGAGCAGCCCGUGUGACAACCACACCCCCAGCGAGCAGCUCUACUUCUCCACGCCCACCAACCACAACCUGUUCCCGCUCAACACCCUGGAGUCCACGUGAGGCUGGGGGCGCGGGUGGGCAGGGGGCCGGGCCCUCCGCAGGGAGCCCGAGGAACCCGGCCAUCGCCUGCGCCCCGGGGCCCGGGCCACCGGGCGGCUGGGCCGCCCCACCGUCCUGGGGCGGGCAGAGCCCACAGCUGGCUGCCGCCGUGUGCAGGACCCCGGAGAGGCAGGUCCGGGGCUACGGGGGCCCGGUGGGCUCCCCCCACCCCCAGGGCUCUCCUUCCUGCUGACGCCCGGCCAGUUCGGCGUUUUUUUAAAGACACCCACGGACCCCAGUUUACCUUCCCCUCUUGGCAGGUGAGUCCGAGCUCCCUGGAGCACAGGCGGUGGUCACGGUCUUCUCAGUUUUGUUUUGUUUUUUUUUUUUUAAUGAAAAGUGUUAUUUUCAGGCACCAUGCAACCGUGGAUUGUAUAAACCAGUAUUUCAUCCCUUUCUUGAUCUUGCGAGAGAGAGAGACGUGUUCUCAGUUCUGUUUUUUAAAAAGCAAUUACUGUUGGGGUUUUUUGUUUGUUUGUUUGUUUGUUUCCUUUUUUUAUUGGGAAAGACAGACUCGGUGUUGAUCUUGACCAAAUGCGUUUUGCACACGUGUGAAGCCUCUGUGUCUGCAGCAGGCCCUUUUCGAGGGGGGUGGGCGGCCCGCGCCAUCUCCUCGUGGGACCCCUGUCGUGCCCAGGGGCCCGGCCUGGCGCCAGCCUGCAGUGGCCUGCGGUGACGGCUGCAGGUUGUGCCAGGCGGGCCGGACGAGUGGUCUUUGCAUUCUCUGCCCUGCCCUGCCUGCUCCGGUGGUCCCUGCAGACUACCCCCCUCAACCCCAGCAGGAGCCGGGCGGCUUUGUAGCUGCCCUGCUGGCACGGGGCCUCGGGGGGGACUGUCCAGCAGUAGCAUUAGCCUUCCGGGCUCGGCCCCCCCGAGGGCCUGGGCCCCGGGCCCUUUUCUACACAAACCCACUACUUCUGUCUCUUCCUCUCUGUUCCUUUGUGACCGAGAGCGGAGGCCCCCCCCACCCCCGCCCCCGCGCGUCAGGGGAGGCUCCGGGGGUGGGGGCCUGGCCCCAGCUGUUCCUUCGGUUCUGCUGCCGCUCCUGGCCCCCUGGUCCCAGCGGAAGCCUGCCCCAGUGCCCCCGUCGCCCAUGCCGUCCGCCGCCGGGAACCUCGUCCCCCUGGUGCAGCCCCUGGGCAGGCGCAGAGGGCGGGGACGGGCCGGCGAGAGGGCGCGAGGCUCUGGCCCCCGAGGCCCACCACCGGCACCCACAGAACAAAGCCACGGAUUCCGUUACCCUCCUCCGGUUGCGUUCCUCCUCCAGCCCCGGCUCUGCCAGGGGGCUGGGCUGCGGGGGCCGGGCGGGCGCGGCCAGGCGGCCCCCCCCCUCCCCGAGCGAGCCGGCGCCGGCCCCGCUGCAUCUUACCUCACGGGGUUGUUUCAGGGAUUCUUCAAGGCAGCGGGUCCACAACUUGCCACAUUCGAGAAAUUGACAGAAGCUUCCGUGCUGUACGUGGUUCUCUUUCUCUCUCUUUUUUACUUUUAAGAAGAAAAACCCAGAAAGAUGCAUCCGCUUUGUGUAAAUGAGAGUAUGCCAAGAGCGCGGCCAGUUUUGCUUUAUGAUGUGUUAUGAAGGAAAAUUUGUGACCCUGCUUAUGUACACACACACACACACACACACAUACAUAUAUAUAUAUAUAUAUAUCCCGGACCAGCUACGGGACUUUGUUUAUAUUGCAAAUAAAUAUUAUUUUUUC